Molecule: messenger RNA, 1101 nt
Organism: Mesorhabditis spiculigera
Lineage: Eukaryota; Metazoa; Nematoda; Chromadorea; Rhabditida; Rhabditidae
Source: the annotation of a GenBank genome assembly
AUGGUGCUCAAUGGACGAUUGCCCAGAUUAUGCGCGCAGGUCCGAUUGAAAGCGGCGCCUCCCGUCGAGCGCUACGCGCCAAAGGAGCAUCAGAAAAUUGUUUUAUCAGGCAUUCAACCGACGGGUAGUCCUCAUCUCGGCAAUUAUUUUGGCUUUAUUCGCCCGUGGCUUGAUCUUCAAAAGAGUACUUCCGAGUCAACGCCAUUGUUUUUGUCGGUCGUCAACCAGCAUGCCUUGUCGCUAGGCCCUGUUUUACCGGCCGGAAAGCUGAAAAAUAACACUUGGAUUAUGGCGGCUUCGCUACUGGCAUGUGGGGUCGAUCCGACGAGGACUGUUCUUUUUAGACAAAGCGAUAUUCUCGAGAUCUCGCAGAUGAAUUGGAUUCUCAGCUCGCUGCAGACGGUCAAAAAGUUACAACGACUGCCCCAGUAUAAGGAUAAAGCUUCCAAGUUCUCGAAUGGUGUGAUUCCCGUUGGCCUGCUCAUCUACCCCGUGCUACAAUCGGCCGAUGUUUUUACUUUUAAGGGCACCCACAUCCCGGUCGGUGAAGACCAGACUCAGCACAUGAUGUUGAUGCGCGACCUUGCCAUCGCCUUCAACUCGGAGUACGGGAUUGACCACUUCCCGGUGGCCGAGCAGGUGGUGCCCUGCGAGAAGGCCCAUGCCCGCAUCAAAAGUCUUCGGGACCCCGAGGCCAAGAUGAGCAAGAGCGACCCGAGCGGGAAGGGUAGAAUCGAUAUUGGCGACGACGUCAAGCUGGUGCAGCAAAAGUGUAUGAAAGCGCUGAGCAAUACCUACGAAAAGCUGGACUACGAUAGGGUCGGGCUGCCGGCGGUGGCGAAUUUGUUGGACAUCUACUCGGCGGUGUCCGGGAAGCCGGUAGAAGAAAUUGUGGCAACGGGUCGUGAUUGGGAUGUUGUACAGCUCAAGACAAACCUCGCCCAAGCCACCAACGAGUUACUUGGGCCUAUCCACGAGCGUUUGGAGUACUACAAGAAGAACCCGAAAGAGGUCGAAGAUAUCCUGCAGGACAACGCCACCCGGGCCCGUGCCGUUGCCGCCGAGGUGCUCGGGGCAACCAAGGAUAUUGUCGGCCUUCAU